This is a messenger RNA of Drosophila elegans, 665 nucleotides long. Its product is annotated as glycine-rich protein DOT1. The transcript has a single exon. The coding region runs from base 40 to 591 and encodes 183 amino acids. The record is from RefSeq and is a predicted model, not a curated record. NCBI's taxonomy places the organism in Eukaryota, Metazoa, Arthropoda, Insecta, Diptera, Drosophilidae.
UACUAAGUUUGUUAAGUCACUCCGAUCAAGCAGAUCACCAUGAAGGUCUUCGUCGUUCUCGCCGUAAUCCUGGCCGUGUCCACUGCUGCCCCGCAGUUCGGUGGUAGCGAAGCCAACGCCAAUGCCAACGCUCAAGCUCAAGGUCAAGGUGGCUUUGGCGGUCCAGGCGGCUUUGGUGGUCAGCAAGGUGGCUUUGGAGGUGGUCAAGGAGGUGGCUUUGGAGGUCGUCCAGGAGGUGGCUUUGGAGGUCGUCCAGGAGGUGGUUUCGGGGGACCAGGCGGACCUGGAUUUGGAGGACCCGGAGGUCCCGGAGGACCAGGCGGUUUUGGAGGACAACAACAAGGUGGAUUCGGUGGACAGAAUGGAUUCGGAAACCAAGGCGGAUUCGGCGGCGGUCCUGGAUUUGGAGGCGGUCCUGGAUUUGGAGGCGGAAAGAGCGAAGCUAAUGCUAAUGCCAACGCCGUCGCCGAAGGAAACGGUUUUGGAGGUGGAAACGCUAAUGCCAAUGCUAACGCCAACGCCAGCUCUCGUGGAGGUGGUGCUAAUGCCAAUGCUAAUGCUAGUGCUAGCUCCAGCGCCUUUGGCAAAUAAGCCGCGACUAUGAUCCGAAUUUUUUUAAAUUAUUAAAUUUUUUAUUAUAUUAAAUACAAAAACUGAAAACAAAA